AUGAACAUAUUGUUUAUAAUAAUGUAUUUUUUCUUCUUCUUUUUUUUUUUAAAAUUUGGAUUAUGUGGGAAGUCUAACUCAUUAGAUAAAUUUUAUUUUAAUGAUGUUAAAAGCACAAAAAAUAAUAUAAUUCCUGGUUCUAAAGUUUUAUAUCCAUUAAUUCAAGAUCUUGAAGAAAAUGAUGACUAUUUCAAUAUUGACAAUAUAUAUGAUGAAAUGUCUUUUCCUGAUCCUUUUAUUCAACCUGAAGAAUGUGUUUUAUCUUUAGGAAUAAGUCAUUCAUGGUUGUGUGAUCCUUCUCGCUUCUUAAAUUUAAAUGAACAAUUAAAUGUUGAAGCAGCUUUACUUAAGAUAAGGGAUACUAAUUUUCAUAAGUGUUCAAAUAAUGGAAUUUAUUAUUAUCAAGUUUCUGUGGCUUUAGUACCACAAAUACAUAUAGAUAAAAAUAACUCUCAUGAAAAAUCUGCCCAAAUUUUUGCUCAUAAUUUAUUAAGAAAAUGGGGGAUUGGUAACAAAGAAUGUCAUGAUGGUAUUUUAUUUGUUUAUAUAAAGCAAUUAGGAAAAUUUAUUGUAGUUAAAAGGGAAGGUGUUGAAAACCAAUAUAUAAAUGAAAAUGAAAUUAGAAUGCAAUUUAUGAAUACUUAUUUUGCUACGGGAUCUCUUAGUAAAGCAUUAAUUGAAUCGUUAAAUUUUGUUAAUAAAAAACUACCUUCAAAACAUCAAGAACUAACCAAUACAGCAAAAAUGUUUUUAUUAUUAAUUCUUUUCUAUAUUGUGUCUGUCAUUAUUUUAUAUAUUACUACUGUUACAUAUGGUAAAAAUAUUUAA
This is a messenger RNA of Plasmodium gallinaceum, 828 nucleotides long. Its product is annotated as conserved Plasmodium protein, unknown function. NCBI's taxonomy places the organism in Eukaryota, Apicomplexa, Aconoidasida, Haemosporida, Plasmodiidae. The transcript is spliced from 6 exons. Gene Ontology annotation, cellular component: acetylcholine-gated channel complex. The record is from RefSeq and is a predicted model, not a curated record. The coding region runs from base 1 to 828 and encodes 275 amino acids.